Molecule: messenger RNA, 318 nt
Organism: Phytophthora infestans T30-4
Lineage: Eukaryota; Oomycota; Peronosporomycetes; Peronosporales; Peronosporaceae
Exons: 2
Coding region: 1-318 (105 amino acids)
Biological process (GO): RNA processing
Source: RefSeq, a predicted model, not a curated record
AUGCAAUUCUUUUGUGUUGACUUGGCCAAAAGCUGGCAAGAAGAGGAGUUUCUCGACAGGAUUGCUUCUCACUCGGAUGGCGGUUCAUCUUCUUCGAAUCUACCAGAUAUAAUGCUGCGCCGACUAGCCCCACGCCACAUUUGCUACGUAUCGUGCAACCCCCACUCUCAGGCUCCUGACCUCGAAGCGUUUUGCGCCAAGGUGAAACCUGAAAUGGGUGAAGUAGGCACGUACAGAGUGCGAUACUUGCAGCCAGUGGAUAUGCUUCCGCACACUCCGCAUAUUGAGACGGUCGCGUGGCUCGAGCGGUGCGCUUAG